UACAACACAAACUUAUAAAUACCUAAUAGCAAUUAAACAGUUUAUAAAUUGUAAAUGUUAAUUAUAUGAAUUAUUCUCACUUUGUGGGUUAUCUGAAUUUUUGUUUUGUCUAUUUCAGGUUUGGUUUCUUUGCUGCACACCUUCACCCUAAUAUUCUCCUAGCCCUAGAACAUAUCCCUCUUCGGAGUACAUUCAGGCAUAAGAAACCAGUCAAUUACUCACAGUUUGAGGACUCAGACAGUGAUGAUGAUUUUAUUUCUUCAACUGCACCUUUAAACAAGAAACCCAAAACAGCACAAAAAGAGAUAAAACAAGACAAAUCAAAACCUAAAUUGAAGGAUUUUGAGAAAGAAGAUGGCCCACUACAGGAGAAAAACACUAGAAAAAGGAUGGCUUUAGAUGACAAGCUCUACAAGAGAAGCUUAGAAGUCGCACUAGCAUUAUCAGUGAAGGAAAUUCCAACAGUCACCAUUGAUGGACAGGAGUCUCAAGAUGAAUGCAUUGGAAAAUGUGGCAGUACUGAAACAGAAACAGUGAAGAAGUCUUCUCAUAUCUCUAACUGCAGUGUAGCCAGCAAUUACUUAGGUUUGGAUAAGAUCACUGAGGAAGAUGAUUUUCAUGAUGUUCAAGGGAAAAGAAAAGCAGCAUCUAAAGCUAUGGUACAACAGAGGAAGAUUCUUUUGGAAGGCAGUGAUGGUGAUAGUGUAAAUGACUCUGAACCAGACUUUGCAACUAGUGAAGAUGCUGAGGAUGAUUCUGAUUUUGGUGAGAGUGAAGAUAAUGAUGAAGAGUUCACUAUGAGAAAAAGUAAAACUAAAGAAAUUAAAAAGAAAGAAGUGAAGGUAAAAUCCCCAGUAGAGAAGAAAGAAAAGAAAACUAAAUCCAAAUGUAAUGCAUUGGUGACUUCAGGAGACUCUACGCCAGCUGCCAUCAAAUCAGAAUCUCAGCCUUCACCAAAAAAGGCUUCUCUUCCUUCAGUGGCCGUUAGGAAACCAUUACAAAUGUGCAGUCCUUCAGCUGAAAGCAAGAGACCUAAGUGGGUCCCACCAGCGGUAUCUGGAAGUAGCAGCAACAGCAGCAGCCCAUUGGCAGGAGUGUCCGUUAAGUCUCCAAGUCAGAGUCUCCGCCUUGGCUUGUCCAGAUUAGCACGAGUUAAACCUUUGCAUCCAAAUGCCACUAAUAGCUGAGUGCAGUAUCAAAGACAUCUUUGAUUGAGAGAAUCACAGUUUUACACAUGUGCUUAUAUUUAAGUUGUGCUUAUGGUUUGACAAGGUUAUUGUAAUAUAAAGGAAUCCUUUAACAUGUCAUAGAAAUGAUCUCUCCAUUUUGUGCUUAUGUUCUCUGAAAAGCUAGCUAGGUAGCUAUUCAGUACUUCAACAAGAGGUUUAUAAGAAUUAUCGUCUAGCGUCAUUUCCUUCUGAAGAGCAUAGUUUGUAUUUUCUUAUGUAUAAAAAGUCGUUGUCAUGGUUGUCAGUUUGACAUAGAGGAAGUCCACAUCACAUGCUUUUCUUUUCUAGUAACAUGAUGUUCCUUUCUAACUAUCUCAUUUAUGGUUGCUUAACUGUUCAGAGUUUAUCUGGCAAGAGAAACAUUCCCAUUUCCCUCAGGAGACAUUUCUGAAAUCUUGUUAAGUGUCUUAAACAACAUUGUCAGUUUUACUGCAAAGAUGUUUCAUAUUUUAGCCAAAUAUUUUUAUAUAAUAAUUCAAAAUUAUUUUACAUAUUAAAAUGGUUGCCAUAGUAUGGCAUGUGUCACCUAUUGAGAAAUAGAUACUCAUUGUAUAGCAAAUAGAUUUCAUGAACUCUUAUGAAGCUUUCAUUGUCAAAACCUUUAACGAAAGUGAAAACGUUUCUAGAUACUCUUUUCCUUGAUACUACUACAUCCACCUAUCCUUGAUUGGCUAAAUUUCAUGAUAAAACGAGAACUUCGCGAGGAAUUUUAGCUUUUUUGUUGUAAAUGUGAACUGAGGUAAGCUGCUUCUUAAUCACUUGAUGUUAAGCGAAUGCUUUAGAGAGUGGUCAUCAGGUGCUUAGUCGUCCCUGUUAUAAUACUAGGUAAUAGAGCUUUCCAGGAAGCUGAGAUCUGAAUUCAUUGUGACUAAAAAUAGCAAUGUGUAUUUUAUAUUCACGGUGAGAAUUUCAACCAGCUUCUGGUCAUUUUUAAUAAAUUUUUUUCAAAUCACGUUAACCAUUAAAAAAUGUAUAAUACUUCGCUCAGUUCUUCCUAGUGUAUGGAAAUAACUGUUAAUGUGAAAAUAAGUAAUUAGGACUAUGAUUAAAGUGAGUAUUUGCCUUAUUCCUGUUGUACAUUAUUUAUUAUCUAAUAUGUAUAUUUAUACUGUCAUAUUCCACCACACCUACCCCAUCCACUUUUUAAAAACAUAUUGACCAGUUAUGUAGUAUUGAGGUACUCUGUAUGGUGUAGUUUGAUAAUAAACAUUUAUUUAAGAGCAUACUCCGUAUUAGGUACCAUUUAUCGUAAAUUGAUCAUCUAGCGCCAGCUGGAUGAACCCGUUUUCUCCAUGCUAUUAAAUAGUUUCUUUCUGUUUGAAAAUUACCUCAAAGUAUGUUAAAACUGGCCUUGCUUAAAUCACUAAUGACUUUCAUGUUGCCAAAUCCAGUGUACAUUUUUUUCACCUCGUCUCAUAGAGCCAAGUCAUCAUACCCUGCUUAGAACACUUUCCUUGGCUUACAUGACAUGCUUUUGUAAUUUUCUGCCCAAUUCCUUACCUACUUUUCAUUAGUUUGCAGCUUACUAAACUCCCACCACAAUAUCAAGUUCCUUGGGGCUCCAUUCUCAUCUCCUUGCCCUUUAUUUUUCAAGCUUAGGUGACGUCAAACUCCAGUGGUCACUUAUGUGACCAUCGCUGCCCACUCAGGAUCUUUACCCCAGAUCCUGCUAGUGACACAAGACCUGUUCACCAUCAAUUGACCAUGGGGUGUAAUAAGUCACUAAGUUCAACAGCAUCUCCCCUCCCCCAAUCUUUUCCCUCCUAUAUUUUC
Messenger RNA from Choloepus didactylus (southern two-toed sloth), 3002 nucleotides. It is a transcript of the gene RAD51AP1, whose product is annotated as RAD51 associated protein 1. The record is from RefSeq and is a predicted model, not a curated record. NCBI's taxonomy places the organism in Eukaryota, Metazoa, Chordata, Mammalia, Pilosa, Megalonychidae. Gene Ontology annotation, molecular function: double-stranded DNA binding; single-stranded DNA binding. Gene Ontology annotation, biological process: interstrand cross-link repair; double-strand break repair via homologous recombination. The transcript has 9 exons. The coding region runs from base 66 to 1187 and encodes 373 amino acids.